Penicillium longicatenatum is the source of this 756-nucleotide messenger RNA. Its product is annotated as alpha/beta fold hydrolase. Bases 1 to 756 code for a protein of 251 amino acids. The record is from RefSeq and is a predicted model, not a curated record. Gene Ontology annotation, molecular function: catalytic activity. Lineage: Eukaryota; Fungi; Ascomycota; Eurotiomycetes; Eurotiales; Aspergillaceae. The transcript has 2 exons.
AUGCCGCAUCUAAAACUUAGAGAUGGAGCCGAGCUCUUCUACAAGGACUGGGGCAACCCCGAAGGCGCUAUUGUCACCUUCUCUCACGGUUGGCCACUGAGCAGUGACAAUUGGGAAAGCCAAAUGGUUUAUCUAGCCGACCACGGCUACCGUGUCAUCGCGCACGAUCGGCGUGGACAUGGACGAUCUACUCAGACCUGUCAUGGUUGGCCAUUCCCAUGGAGGGGGGAGGCCACCCAUUACCUUGGAAAGCACGGCACAAGUCGUUUUAAGAAAGCCGUUCUUGUCGGCGCUGUGCCUCCGCAGAUGGUGAAGACCAGUGCCAAUCCUGAGGGAACUGAUAAGUCAGUUUUCGAUUCGUUCCGAGAGGCAAUGCGUAAAGACCGUGCGCAGUUCUUCUUGGAUGUCCCCAGCGGACCAUUCUUUGGUUUCAACCGACCUGGUGUUCAGAAAAGCGAAGGGCAGAUUCGGAGCUGGUGGCAGCAGGGGAUGAAUACCAGUUUCAAAUCAGCGUAUGACUCAAUCAAAGACUUCUCUGAGACCGAUUUCUCGGAGGAUCUGAAAAAGAUAAACAUUCCUGUACUGGUCCUCCAUGGGGAUGAUGAUCAAGUUGUUCCCAUUGAGGCAGCUGGACUGAAGUCGGCAAAACUUCUGCCUCAAGGCAAGCUGAAGAUUUACAAGGGCGGAUCACAUGCGAUUCACAAUAUCAAUGUUGAUGAAGUCAACAAAGAUUUAUUUGACUUUAUUAAGUCGUGA